AACAAAAAGUUAAUUAUUUAUCAAAGGCAAUGCAAAAGUGUUUCAAUUUGGAAAGCAGUGCUGGAGAUCAAGAUUUCUUCACUUUCAAUGAUGAAAAUGAAACUGACAAGACAAGAAACAGUCGUUUUGCAAUUUAUGAUGAUACUAGCUAUGAUUGGUUUGUCACAGCUUUGGCUCUCUUCAAGCAAAAUGUCACACUUGUCACCAUUUAUGCUAGUUUAGGUACUGAUGCUUUGAUUCAAGCUUUGAAUGAAUCAAAGGUAUCUGGUGUCAUGCUUAAUUUUAGUUCAUUGAAGGAAAUUGUUCCAAGAAUUGCUAAAGAAUGUCCAAGAGUCAAGUAUAUUCUCUAUAACAAUAGAAUGUGUGUAAAUAAUUCCGAAGAAUAUGGUAAUGGUGUUGUCUUGACAACUAUUGAUGAACUUAUUGAAAUGGGAUCCCAAGAAAAGGGAGAAUUCAAGAUUAAGGGAACGCCACACGUCAGUACUGAUAUUCAAAUUUUAAUGUAUACAUCAGGAUCUACUUCUGCUCCAAAAGCUGUCAUGAUUACUCACCACAAUGUCUUGUCUGCCGUUGCAUCCUUCAAUUGCUGUAUCGGUGUUGAAAGAGAAGAGGAAUAUAUUCACAUUGCCUAUUUGCCACUUGGUCACAUUUUGGAAAUUGUUGUCCAUAGUAUUAUUCUCUUGAGAGGUGGUCAAAUUUGUUAUGGUAAUGCUAGAUUCCUAAGUGAAGGUACUGCUCUUCCUUCUGGUGAUAUUAAAUUCUGGAGACCAUCAGUUUUGGUUGGUGUCCCAAAGGUGUUUGAUACUAUCAAGAAGGGUGCUCAACUCACUCUCCAUUCUGUUGCUGAAAAGAGAGGUCCUUUCCUCGGUUGGCUUGUCAACACUCUCUUCAAGAUGGCUUACAGUGCCAAGAAGAGAGCCCUUGCUGCUGGCAGAGAUACUCCAUUGUGGAAUAAGAUUAUUUUCAAGAGAUUUACUGAUGGUGUUGGUGGCAGAUUACAGUUAAUGUUGUCUGGCGGUUCUGCUUUAAUUCCUGAAACCCAUGAAUUUUUGAGAAUUUGCAUGAAUAGUGUUUUCAUUCAAGGAUAUGGUUUAACAGAAACUUGUGCCGGAACUUCUGUUGCUAAUGCUUUCCAAACAUUUUCCACUGGCCACACUGGUCCAUUUGUACCAUGUGUUGAAAUUAGAUUGUGUGACGUUCCUGAAAUGGGUAUGUUCCACAAGAAUCCAGGUGGCAAUCCAAGAGGUGAAUUGUGGGUAAGAGGUGAAAAUAUUACUCUUGGUUAUUACAAGCAAAAGGAUCUCACAUUGGAAGCUUAUGGUAAAUUGCCAAAUGAAAGCUCUAAUACCUUCUUCAAGACUGGAGAUAUUGUUGAAAUUUUGCCAAAUGGUUCCAUCAAGAUUAUUGAUCGUGUUAAGAAUUUGACCAAAUUACAACAUGGUGAAUAUGUUGCAUUGAACAAGUUGGAAAGUAUUUAUGGAGAUUCACCUUUCGUCCAACCAAAUGGUAUUCUCGUUUAUGCUGACAGUUAUAGAGAUUAUCCUGUUGCUCUUGCCAUGCCUCAAAAUAAGUAUUUGGAAUCAUUGGCUAAGGAAAAGGGAAUUUCCUUUAACAAGGUUGAAGAAUUGUACACCAAUCCACAAAUCCUCAAAGCCAUCUUGCAAAGUUUGGACAAGAUUGCUACCAACUCUAAAUUGGCAUCUUAUGAAAGAAUUAAGGCCAUCUAUCUCUGUGAAACUGAAUGGACUAUUGAAAAUAACAUGCUUACAGCCACUCAAAAAUUGAGAAGACAUGCCAUUACAGAACACUACAGAGAUGCCAUUGAAAAGAUGUACAAACCUUAAAAUCUAGUUUAAUGUAAAUAAAAUGAUACUUUAUUCACAA
Molecule: messenger RNA, 1884 nt
Organism: Naegleria gruberi
Lineage: Eukaryota; Heterolobosea; Eutetramitea; Acrasida; Naegleriidae
Product: fatty acyl CoA synthetase
Exons: 2
Coding region: 30-1844 (604 amino acids)
Cellular component (GO): endoplasmic reticulum; membrane
Molecular function (GO): long-chain fatty acid-CoA ligase activity
Source: RefSeq, a predicted model, not a curated record